Molecule: messenger RNA, 540 nt
Organism: Vigna umbellata (rice bean)
Lineage: Eukaryota; Viridiplantae; Streptophyta; Magnoliopsida; Fabales; Fabaceae
Product: albumin-1
Molecular function (GO): nutrient reservoir activity
Source: RefSeq, a predicted model, not a curated record
AUAACACAUCACAAAACUCAUAAGAAAAAAAUCUGCAAAACUAAAGAAUGGCUUAUGCUAGGCUUGCUCCUUUGGCUCUCUACUUGCUCGCCACUUCCAUAAUGUUUCCGAUGAAGAUGAUAGAAGCAGCAGACUGUUCAGGUGCUUGUUCACCGUUUGAGAUGCCACCGUGCGGGUCAACUGAUUGUCGCUGUAUCCCUAUUGCACUAUUUGCUGGUUUUUGCAUUAAUCCAACUGGAGUUUCAUCUGUGGCGAAUAUGAUAAAUGAACAUCCGAACUUAUGUAAAUCUGAUGAUGAAUGCAUGAAGAAAGGAAGUGGCAACUUCUGUGCUCGUUAUCCCAAUAACUACAUGGAUUAUGGUUGGUGCUUUGACUCUGAUUCUGAAGCUCUUAAAGGCUUCUUGGCUAUGCCUGCAGCAAUCACCAAGUAAUACGUCUGUGCCUCUGAAAAAGUGGUCAUGCAUGAUGCAUCUUCUACUACUUUAUUAAAAAAAAGCUUAUGAUGCAUCUACUGCUAUAAAUAAAACGAGUGUUCACCAA